AUGCCUAUACUCGAGAUGGCAGUGAGCCCAGUCAAGUCCCUGUACUGGGAGGUGUUCCCCCCCAUGUCCACGCACAGGGUCUACUGCACCCCUGUGUUCCAUGGCGGCCUGCUGUAUGUGCUGGGGGGCUGCAGUGAGACAGGCCUGCCUCUAGACACUGCCGAGGUGCUGGACAUAGGGAGCCAGACAUGGACCCAGCUACCUCCGCUCCCUACAGCCCGGGCGGGGGCGUCGGCAGUGGCCCUGGGCGGUCAGGUGAUGGUGAUGGGGGGCAUGGACAGCCAGCAGAGCCCCCUGUCCUCUGUGGAGGUCUACAACCCUGACGAGGGCAAGUGGGAGAGGAGGGCCAGCCUGGGACAGCCCUCCAUGGGCAUUACCUCUAUAGAGAAAGGUAAGAGUCCAGCUCAUACGGUACUGUACGACUGCUGCAACAGGAUAAUAUAAUAUCAGGUUGAGCGCCAACACUCCCAGUCUGCUAAAGUUGAAUAAUUUAACUAGAAUAAGGUACUGAAAAAAGCUCUUCACAGCAUUGUUAAAGAGAUACUGCGAGAUGCUACCGUAUCCGUAGACUUCGUCAUUGCGCUAACGCUAGUUAGCAUUGGCUCGCGAAACUACCUCUAACUUCCUUCAUACUGGACGCAGAGACAUAAAAAUGGUAUCCCCAAGUUCAUCUGACCCUGGGUCAGAGUAGAAUUGCCAGAAUCUCACAGUAUCCCUUUAAGCUUUCUCAGGAGCAGAUUUUGUUAAGUUCUAAUUUACUAGUGUCACUAAGAUCUUUAAGACUGUUGUGCAAUAGUGAGGAGCUUCAGUUGUCUCAAGCUAUUUGGGCUUAGAAGAUUGACUCAUCCUGAUUAAGCAAACAGACUGGAUAUACAAAACCCUGUUUUCAUCUCCCCGAGGCCCGAUAGUUCUAAGGUUAUGUAUGUUUAUACAGUUCAAAUAACCCCUGGAGAGAGAAGAUGUAUGGCUGUUUAGCUCUGAGUGUUUCUCUGCAGUUUCCUGUUGCUCUCUGUUUACAUUAUCAGCUGCCAUUCUGAGAUGAUGAGUACGCUACUUAGCAGACAGCUGCAUCACAAUGACCUUUCGUGGUCAUAAUACCGAGUCACAUACUGGUGAUAGAAAACAGCAGAAUUAGUGACUAUAAGGUGAAGCACUAGUGUUGUUUCCAUUUGGUUUUCUGUAGGCGGUUUGGUUUUCAGUUAGUUUCUACACGGCUUUCUGAACAUACUCAUACUGUAAGCCUUUGUUUUUCAAUAGUAUCCCUGGGUAGGAGAGCGAGUGAAACCUCUGUGAACACGGGCCUUCGUCCUUCUCCACAGACAUUAGAUGCUGUCAUGUUUAAUUGGUUGUCCGUGAUACACUUCGUCUUGGUUAUUUCUUAUUUUUUUAUAUAUUGUGUAUUUAUCUUUUCUAACUUUGUAGUUUUACAUUGUUAUUGGUUACUGCAUUGUUGGGGUUAGAGCUUGCAAGAAAGGCCUUUCACUGUACUUGUGGUUGUGACAUUAAAUUACAUAUUCAGAUAUUUUUAUUUGAAAAGACACGUGGUUAAAUAUUCGAAUGUAUUUUAAAAUACACUCUGAAAGUAUUGACAUGUACUCCCAUGCAUUUAACCCAGGUAUUUGAAAGUAGUAUUUGAAAUAAGUAUUUGAAAAUACUUUCAAAUAGUAUACUAUUUAUAGGAAGUUGUUGAUCCGGGCCACAUUAUAAAAAAAAUAUUCAAAUACACAGAAAAUAAGUACUUAAAUAACUAAUAAUCAAAUACACAUGUAUUUGAACCCAGGUCUGGUUAAAAGACCAAGCUAAAACAUCAAUUACAGUAGUGUUCUGAUUGUGUUCUUCUCUAUAUUAGUGUCUCAGUGUUGCUUCUUAUUGUGUGUCAGAACAAUAAUGCCUGACAGUGAGGUAGUGAUGUAAUGGUGUGUGUGUGUGUGUGUGUGUGUGUGUGCUGUGUGGACUGGCAGCUGUAUGCUGUGUAUAAUAAGCUAAGCUGAGGCUCUGACCUGUACGCUAAGCUUCCCAAUAUGAAAAGUGGCAAUGGGCUCUGAGGCCAGCCGGCCAGCCCCGCCCUCGGCCCUCCAGAACAUGA
This is a messenger RNA of Coregonus sp. 'balchen', 2086 nucleotides long. The record is from the annotation of a GenBank genome assembly. NCBI's taxonomy places the organism in Eukaryota, Metazoa, Chordata, Actinopteri, Salmoniformes, Salmonidae.